AUGUACGAAUGGAUACAUAGCCAAGACGUAAAUGAGGAAUCUUACGCGAAGGCAGCCCUUAGAAGACAUUUCUUAGGGGGAUUGCAGGACAGUGAGCUUGCGCAAGCGGGAAAAUCACAAAGAGACAAACCAUUUCCUGAAUUGCUCUCGUGGCUCCAAAAAGAAAACGAGGAGGCACAGGAACUGAGGGACAUUAAUUCCCGAUUAAGAGACGGGCAUUGGGACCAAAAUGCCAGAAACUCAUAUCGAGGAAAUAAUAGACCCAAAAGUAAUAACACACAAUAUCAGGGGAAUAGAAAUGAGUACGCCGGCAAUGGAAAUCAGAAUUUCCGAAAUGGCUAUUAUAAUAACUAUAACAAAAACAAUAACGCGUUUAACAAUACUGGUAAUAGAAACAACUAUAACCAGCGAUAUGAGGGUGACGCAGGAUAUGGAAAUAAUAGCGCACCAAAUUUCAACAAUAACAAUAACUACAAUAAUAGAAAUAAUUUUUGGGAAUAUGAGGCACAAAAUCCGCAACGAAGAAGUGGCGGAUUUAACAGCUGGCAGGAUCGGAAUGAUCAGGCGACUCAAAAUGACAAACCGUGCUAUAUGUUUAGCCGGUGUCAAACACCAAAAGACGAUUACAGAAGGAAAGAGGCUAGGAAUCCUCAAUUCAUGGCUCACAGAAGGGGACCCACGAAGAAAACUGCCGUCAGCAGCCGCGACAACAAGGUAGCAGAUUUAGUAAUUGGUGUGAUCAGCAAGAUCAACACGCAAGAUAUAAUCAAGGGCCGCGCCCUCAACAAGGGCAGCAACUUUGAUUAUAUAGUGCUGCAGAGGGAAGUAAACGAAAGAGAAGACCCGAGUCCUAAGGUCAUGAAAGAAGCCAUGGAUCGGUGGGGUUUAACAGACAUUAAGGUGGAUGAUAACCAUAAUCUAAACUCAUUUACCGAACUAAGAGACCGGCGCAUUAUGGCGAGAGCGCGAGCGCGGGGAGACCUGCAGAGCCAGGCAGCACUUGUAAAUAGAAAUACACAAGUAAUUUACGGUAACAAUAGUAAUAACGAAAACAAUAAUAAUAGCAAUAUGAUUAAUAAUAAUAAUACCAACAUUGCUGGUGGGAGGAUUAAUACCCCAUUCAGACAAAUUUUUAAUAUAAGUUCGAACGAGAACGUAAGAAACUCGACGAACAAUAAUUUUGAUAGCAACGAGGAGGCUGAAACAACCCUCGAAGGUUUAGACCUAGAUUCUAGAAUGGAUUGCGACCUCCUAGAACACAAACAAUCUCCGAGAGCAAUCGGAAGUGACAGGAUUAAUAAGCUACGAGAGGCGAUAAACUUAGCACACCUACCGGACAAAGAUUUCACAGAAAUAAAAUCAAUUUUAGAAAAUUUUGUGGACUUAUUUUUUUUCAAGGGAGAUAGGCUGACCAUCACUGAUAUAGCAGUGCAUGAGAUAGAGACCUCCUCCAAUAUUCCUAUUAACAAAAGACAAUACCGAUUUCCAGAAGCCACAAAAAGGCACAUUAACAAAGAAAUCGAAGAAAUGAGGGCGCAAGGCAUUAUCAAGCCAAGCACAAGCCCAUGGAAUGCACCAGUGCUGUGCGUACCGAAGAAGCCAGAUGCGGAUGGUAACAAAAAGUACCGCAUUGUGGUAGACUUCAGAGCCUUGAAUGAGCCAAGAUAA
Sabethes cyaneus is the source of this 1668-nucleotide messenger RNA. RefSeq names its product probable serine/threonine-protein kinase clkA. Lineage: Eukaryota; Metazoa; Arthropoda; Insecta; Diptera; Culicidae. The transcript has 4 exons. The coding region runs from base 1 to 1668 and encodes 555 amino acids. The record is from RefSeq and is a predicted model, not a curated record.